Molecule: messenger RNA, 3831 nt
Organism: Nezara viridula (southern green stink bug)
Lineage: Eukaryota; Metazoa; Arthropoda; Insecta; Hemiptera; Pentatomidae
Source: the annotation of a GenBank genome assembly
GUAAAAUUUAUAUUGUAAUAAAUUUGUACGUUACUAUUAAUUUGGUUUUAAUCUAACUUUCAAGUGCUCUAAUACUUGAAUGAACAAUUUCAUCCCUCUUUGCCCUUUAAAUAUUUCGUUUAGCCUAGGAGGUUUUUGGAAGGUUAUAAAUCUAAAGGUUUAUAUUGUUGUAAGGUUUUUGGAAGUAUAUCUAAUAUGAUGAUUAUUGCCAAGUUAAACAGACUUUAUAUGCGCCAAUUCAAAAGCUUGGCUUUUCUUUGUUCAAAAAAUUUUAAAGAUAACCCUGAAAUGCCAAAAAAUCUUUUAGAAGAUGUUCAUAAUGCUAAUUCUCAGUCCGAAAAUGGUGUAAUAUAUGACAAGAAGCCGUUUAAAAUUAAGCUGAUUCCUAAUAAAACGUAUAACUGGUGUCUCUGCGGUCACAGCAAAAAUCAGCCUAUGUGUGAUGGGACUCAUAAAAACCCUUAUAUACAAAUAAAAUUAAGGCCUGUUCGUUUCAAAGUUUCUGAAGAGAAGGAUUAUUGGUUGUGCAACUGUAAGCAAACAGCAAAUAGACCUUUCUGUGAUGGUACCCAUAAAAGAGAAGAUAUUCAAGCUAAGAAAUAGUGACUUCUUAAUUCAAACAUAGAUAUUUAUUUUUGUUAAUAGAACUCCUUUAUUGUGAUAUAUUUGUCUUGUAAAAUAGUACUCCUUUCUUACAAAUUAAAUUUAUAUAAUUAAAACUUUCCUGUUUUACUUAAUUUUAUAGCAGCCAGUGAUCUAUGAUGUCAGAAACUACAUAAAAUCAAAGCCUGCUAUCCCGCCUCAUGCAUGUCUGAAAUAAUAAUUUUAGUCUAUGAUUGCUGUUUUUUUUUUGGUUUUUACUUUCCUACCUUUACUAGGUAAGGAAAGUAUUGCAAUCGGGUCAAAUUUCCGACAUGCGAUUUUCGACAGAUCUAUACGUUUCAGAGCCUCCUGAGUCCGAAAAACAUAUUUUUAGCCAUUGGUCUGUCUGUCUGUGCCAAGAUUUUCUCAGUAACUACUGAACCGAUUUUGUUGCUUCUUUUUUUUUUUUUUUUUGUAGAAUUUUGAUUACUGAUGCCUGUGACAGAAAUUCGGUACUCCAUGCACAAUAGCUUGCGCGCAAUAAAUGAAAAACAUGUUUUUCUAUUUACUGUAGCGCAAAAACGGCUCUAAAGAUUUUGAUGAAACUUUCCUAUAAUGUUCUAAUCAUUGUUCUCUCAAUUUUUCGUGUAUAGACUAAAUUCCCAAAAAAAUUCAGAAAAAAAAGUUAUAAAGAAAAGAAAAAUUUUAUGGAGCCUAACUCCUUAAGUAUAUAUUAUAUGGUAAAAUUUAUAAUAAAAUUUUUGAAAGGUAAUUAAAUUUUCAGGAAAAUGUGUCUAGUUCAAUUCUUUUUUGUUUCUUCAUGAACAUAUGUAAAGAUAUAAAAACUUUUCUGAAAUAGGUAGGAAAGUCGUGUGAGUGGACACACCAGAUAUUUUAAUUUGGUCUUUGUAUAUUAUGUUCAGAAAUUAUCAACCAAGCUAAGCAAUAAUUAUUAAUUUAUUAAUCACACUGAUAACAAAAGAUAUUUUAAUGAAUUCUUAUAAAUUCAAUAAUCAAAUUUUCAUAUCUGACACAUGACAUUAAUUUUCAAACAAAACUUUGAUUAAUUAGGUGUUAACAGCAUUGAAUGAAUAUGCUAAUGUAUAUGAUGAUAAAUUAUAUACUGAUUGCAAACAGGCUCAAAGGCCACCUGUUCAGAAAGUUUCACAUUGGCUCUAGUCCUCUCUAGUCUGCAAGUGUGGAUAAGGUGAACAAAUUUCUAAACACAUAAUUACUCCUAGCGUGCAGGUUCAAAUCUCAUCAAACAAGACUAAUCUGGCAAUCUCCAACUAACACAGCUUAACGGAAGCCUGGAGGACAUUUGUCAAAAUUUGAGGACCAUUUCCCAACAAGUUUUCGAAAUAGCAAACAGUUACAAUAAAAUUAUAGAUACUAAAAAGACAUAAAAACGUGUAUAAAUAUAAGAUAAACAGAGAAAGUAAAUUAAAUAAACAUAAUAUCAAUGAAUCACAAAAUAAUCAAAGUAUCUGGGUAUACUUUGAGAUUGUUACAGCUUAGGCUUUUAAGUGCAUUUCGUGAUCGAUCAGAUUGGUUAUGGAGUAGGUCUUUGAAGAAGAGAGGUUUGAAAGAGGAUAUCGAUUUUGCCUGUCGAAUAUCUGAGGGUAUAGAGUUCCAGAGGGAGACAACUUGAAUUUAAACAGGUUUUAUCAAACGCAGUAGUUCGGUGAGGAGGAUAGAGGUCGGAUGCACGGGAUUUGGUGGGGCGGUAUUGAAAGGAGUGUUUGAAUUGUAGGAUCUGUAGAAUAUAGAAUAAUGGUACACUUAGUCACAGUUUUGCAGUCACUGCUGGAGUUAGGCAAGGAGAUGCGCUAUCUGCUACACUAUUUAACCUUGCACUACAUAGUGUGAUUGUGAAACUAAACUCCAAUGGGGAUUUACUGCGUUCAUCCACUCAAAUAUGAGCAUACGCUGAUGAUAUUUGCUUAGUGGCAAAGAAUAAGCAAUCUCUUAUUGAUUUGGUCAAACUGUUGAAGGCGGAAGGGCUUGUUUUAGAAAUAAAUGAAAGCAAAACCUAGUACAUGUUUAUAAGUUCAGACAGUGAUUCAAGAGACAGAGAAGACCUGUGCGUUGAAGAUCCUUCUCCUAUCUUGGUGUAGAGCUUAAAGGCACAAAUGAAAUAUCAGCAGAAGUGAAUAGACCGAUUAUGGCAGGUAACCGGGCUUAUUACGCAAACAUAAAACUCUUCAACGACAAAAAUAAGAUAGUAUAAAACAUUGGUAAGACCAGUAGUGACAUAUAUUCUGCGGAAACUUGGACUCUUUGCACCCCCACGAUAAAUGCGUUGGAGGUUUUCGAGAAGAAAAUUCUCCAUAAAAUUUGUAUUGAAAGAGGGUGAAUGGAGAAUCCAGAAAAACAGCGAAUUAUAUGAGCUAUAUGGAUCUUGCGACAUUGUCCACUUCAUACGAGCAAAGAGGAUUGAAUGGUUAGGUCACGUACCACGGAUGAAUGAAGUGAGAAUGUGAAAAAGAAUUCUGCUUGGAAAGAUGUGUAGCACCAGAAGGAGAGGAAGACCUUGGAUUAAGGAUGUGGAAAGGAACCUGGAAAAUCUUAGUAUAAGGAACUGGAAGAGGAGUGUUAUGGUGGAGGUGAAGACUGGUGCAAUAUUCAGGGAAGCCAAGGCCCACCGCAGGCUGUAGAGCUACGUAGUAAGUACUUACAAAAAUAUCAUGCUAUGUCCUUCUCAUUUUUUAGUAGCUUAGAUUCUGUCUGGGUUGGGAUUUUUGUGUGUGUUGUAUUAUUGUUCGAUUUUGAAAAAAAAACAAAAAAAAACCUGUGGACUUAAUGGCAUGCUUUCUGGUAUUUUAUGUUUAUGUUCAUAAUUUAAGAUGUUAGUAAUAAAUGAAAAAAAGAUUAAGGAAUUUUAUUUAAAAACAAGUUAUUUUGUUUAUUGGUACCUCAUUCCAUUUAAUUUUAGCAGUGAAGAAACGGUUGACUGUAGACAAUAUGGUUGGGGUUAGAAGUCAGUGAGAACAUAGAAAUAACAAUUUUUUUUUAAAAUUUAGUUCAUGGCAACGUUUGCAUCACAAAAAGGUUGCAUACAUUGUCUUAUAGCUCCAAAGAUUUAUCUCCGCACGCUCCUUUCUAAUUAUAGUAGUCAAUUUUCCUUAUAACUGUUUUUUAUCCAUGCUCUUAGGUAAGACUAGGUGUACCAAAGCCUUGUAAAGGGUUAGUUUUGGCACUGGAGGAAAUAAAUCUGCUUUUAAGGUGUUUUAACAAGCCUAAGAAAUA